Molecule: messenger RNA, 870 nt
Organism: Vigna radiata var. radiata (mung bean)
Lineage: Eukaryota; Viridiplantae; Streptophyta; Magnoliopsida; Fabales; Fabaceae
Product: tubulin-folding cofactor A
Exons: 4
Coding region: 146-487 (113 amino acids)
Biological process (GO): post-chaperonin tubulin folding pathway; tubulin complex assembly
Cellular component (GO): microtubule cytoskeleton; cytosol
Molecular function (GO): beta-tubulin binding
Source: RefSeq, a predicted model, not a curated record
GAAGUAAAAGUAAACGAUGCGUUUUAGAGCGAGGAAAGGAAAGGUCCUUUUCAAUCUCGGCCUCCUUCACCGUGCAUCUGCGCUAGGGCACUGCUAACAGGGACAACAUAGUGAGCAAGAUCACUCAAACAGAAGGGAUUAAUCAAUGGCUACUUUGAAAAGUCUGAAGAUCAAGACAAGCACUUGCAAGCGAUUAGUGAAGGAGUUGCAUUCUUAUGAGAAGGAGGUUGAGAGAGAAGCUGCGAAAACUGCUGACAUGAAGGAAAAGGGAGCUGACCCUCAUGAUCUCAAGCAGCAGGAAAAUGUGUUGGCUGAGUCUAGGAUGAUGAUUCCAGACUGCCGCAAGCGCCUUGAUGCCUCUCUGACAGACUUGAAAACAAUAUUGAAUGAGUUGGAGGACUCUGAUGAGAAGACAGGUCCUGAAAUUGACGAUGCUCGAAACACCGUUGUAGAAGUUGAAAAAGUAUUUGAAACAACAAAAGCUUAAGGGUGAGUUUGAUUAAUGCACUCGAUGAGGAUAUUGUACCUGUGUUACAUGAGCCCUUUCUCCCCUGUUUAGUUAUGUGCUGCCAUGGAACUUCCGAAACUGAAUGAACAUGAAGUUGCUUACUUUUCCAGGCUUGAAAACACGGUAUCAAUUUGUCAAAGCUUUUGCUUCUAAUUUUCUCUAUUUCUAUAUAUGGUAUGCCAUCUAAAAAUCAUUAGGUCAGUAAUUUCGGCAGUAUUGUAUGUUUGCAGAUAAAGGAGUUGUAAAAUUGAAUGAAAUUCUAUCUUCAUUCUGGUAAUAGUUGUAAACCUACUUUUGUUAGUCAAUUCCAUAGACCGCGUAAUAUAAUUAUCAACUUUUAAUCAAUUUAUUAGCGGCUGGUU